CCGCCCACAGGUAAUACCUAUCCGUGAGGGAGGAACCUGGAUGUGGUCUUCCGCUGGCCACCGUCCUGCAUGCGCAGCUGGUCAAAUAAAGUGGGCCUGCAUUUAAUAACAUCUUCAAUAUGGCGACAACAGCAUUAAGAUCAGUGCUUAAGACCAGGGUCCCACUUAGAGUUGGCCGCAUGUGCUACUCCUCCUCAGUGCCCACCACCAAGCUGUUCAUUGAUGGGAAGUUUGUUGAAUCCAAGACCUCAGAAUGGCUGGAUAUUCACAAUCCUGCUACCAACGAGGUGAUCUCUCGCGUGCCCAAAGCCACCCAGGAGGAGAUGUUGGCGGCUGUGAACUCGUGCUCCAGAGCCUUUCACUCCUGGUCCGAGACCUCCAUCUUGACUCGGCAGCAGGUCUUUCUGCGCUAUCAGCAGCUUAUCAAGGACAAUAUUAAAGAACUUGCCAAGGCCAUCACUGUAGAACAGGGCAAGACCCUCGCAGAUGCAGAGGGGGAUGUGUUCAGAGGAUUGCAGGUUGUGGAGCACGCCUGCAGCGUCACCUCUCUGAUGCUCGGUGAAACGCUGCCCUCCAUCACCAAGGACAUGGACACCUACACCUACCGCCUUCCCCUCGGGGUGUGUGCCGGCAUCGCCCCCUUCAACUUCCCUGCCAUGAUACCUCUGUGGAUGUUCCCUAUGGCCAUGGUGUGCGGCAACACCUACCUGCUGAAGCCUUCGGAGCGGGUGCCAGGCUGUGCCAUGCUGCUGGUCAAGAUGCUGCAGGAUGCCGGUGCUCCAGAUGGGACGCUCAACGUCAUCCACGGCCAACACGAUGCUGUGAAUUUCAUCUGUGACCAUCCGGCUAUCAAGGCAAUCAGCUUUGUUGGCUCAAAUCAAGCUGGGGAGUAUAUUUACGAGAGAGGUUCUAAAAAUGGCAAAAGGGUCCAGUCCAACAUGGGAGCCAAGAACCAUGGUGUGGUGAUGCCUGAUGCCAACAAGGAGAAUACUCUGAACCAGCUUGUGGGUGCAGCAUUCGGGGCAGCGGGACAGCGCUGCAUGGCUCUGUCCACUGCCAUCCUGGUGGGCGAGGCACGGAACUGGCUGCCGGAGCUGGUGGAUCGAGCCAAGGCACUGCGCGUGAACGCAGGAGACCAGCCUGGUGCAGAUGUGGGGCCUCUGAUCUCUCCCCAGGCCAAGGACAGAGUCUGCAGUCUGAUCCAGAGCGGUGUGGAUGCUGGAGCUAAGCUGCUCCUGGAUGGCCGGAACGUCAAUGUCAAGGGUUAUGAGAAGGGCAACUUUGUGGGUCCCACCAUCAUUGGCAAUGUCACACCUCAGAUGAAGUGCUACACUGAGGAGAUCUUUGGGCCUGUGCUGGUUGUUCUGGAGGCAGAGACUCUGGAUGAUGCCAUCAGUUUGGUCAACAGGAACCCCUAUGGCAACGGCACAGCUAUCUUCACCACAAAUGGCGCCACUGCACGCAAAUACACGCACGAGGUGGACGUGGGCCAGGUUGGAGUCAAUGUUCCCAUUCCCGUUCCACUGCCUAUGUUCUCCUUCACUGGAUCAAGAGGAUCCUUCAGAGGGGACAUGAACUUCUAUGGCAAACAAGGCAUCCAGUUCUACACACAGAUCAAAACUGUCACCUCACAAUGGAAAGCUGAAGAUGCCACCUUGAAACGUCCUGCAGUCACCAUGCCUACUAUGGAUUAAUUACUACAUCAAGUUCUCCUUUUCAGAUACUCCAGAAGACCUAGAAGCCUUUCUUCAACACACCCUAUAAAUAUGUAAUAAUAUUCCCCCAUUUACAAAACCUUUACAUUACAUGUAUGUAUAGAUACUCUGUAUAUGUAAAUUGUGGCCAAGAUUUUUACUAUGCAAAAGAUCUGUACAGUUGAGGCAAUGUUAUUGGAUGUCAUUUCCUCAAAUACAACACCCUUAUUGAAACACUUAUGUCCUUACUCCGGGUAAUGUAUAUAAUCCCCAUGAUUGAAGGUUGCCGUGGACACACUGCAUUGUAUUCCCAUUGACCCACCUUCCAGUGACUGUUUAGAGAUCUUGCAUAUUAUCUGGUGCAUGUUUUGAUGUGAGCUCUCUGUGGUCAGAGAGUAAUUUUGUCUUGAGGUAACAGGUCUUUGAAAUGGCUUGUGACAGAAUUCAAACAAGCUUUGUGUAUGAAAGAGAAUACUCACCGGCCAUAUAUAUGUACGGUACGAUAUUUAUAAUGAGCACAAACAAACAUCUUGUAUUCUGCUAUGGACAUGACUGACGCUCUGCGGAGAGCAUGCAAAGCAGAGGCAAACAAUUCAGUGUGAUGUACAAUGUAGAGGCCACACAGAGGUCAUGUGGUGUGUAUAUCCGGCAAGCUGUUUGGGUUCGAGGGCAGAACGGGCUCAGGCGCCUGGGUGAUGAAGGUCGCUGGGGAGAGCUCCUCUCUAAUUCAGGAAGACAGUCAUCAUUAUGCAACACUAAAAUGCAACGCUCUGAUAAAUCACAUGUAGGCACUCAUGUUCUCACAGCCAAUACUUUUUCAGCUAAACAUGGAAUGUGGGACCAAUAAAUCUUCACAGGCUUCAUAAUUGCAAGGAUGAGGAGCAACUUUUAUUCUCGUACAUUCCUUUAGUGUCUUACCCGGCAGCAUCACUGUCAAUAAGGCCCUUCUUCUCAGAGGAGGCGGACAAUGCCAGAUGUUGGCUGGCUUUCCUAUCAGGAAAAUGCAGAGUUGCAGUUAAAUGCAGAACCUCACACCGAAAAGCCAUGUUUUAGCACAUUGGUGACUAUGCACUUGGGCCUGCAGCCUGUCUUGGAAAGGGGUUACUCUUGGUCAACACAAUGCACAGGGACUUGGAUAACUGACUCUCUUGAGUUGCCAAAUGCGCUGCAUUAGUCUGCUGGACUAGGUGCCAGACCACCGUUAACAUGAAUAUACAUCUCCUGCCUGCCAUACCCCCAUACAUCCAGAUCCUCUGCACACUCCUUUCUGAAAAUCAUGUUAGCAGCUGCUCUCUGACCACAAGUGUUCAAAGAACAAAAUAAACGGCUAGUGCACGUGAAGAGGGGCCAAUAUGCUGAAAGCAAAUCGACGUGACCAGAUGUUUGUUUCCAAGCACACGACUCUGCGGCUGGGCCUAUUUUUACUAUUGUGCCCAGACUCUUUCUUCAUUCUUUUUAAGCAGCUGGAAAAGAAAAUUGGUUGAAGCCUAACUGAUGUUUUAUGGUAUCCUCUUCUGCUGAGAAAAUGGCUGUUUAA
Molecule: messenger RNA, 3231 nt
Organism: Chelmon rostratus (copperband butterflyfish)
Lineage: Eukaryota; Metazoa; Chordata; Actinopteri; Chaetodontiformes; Chaetodontidae
Gene: aldh6a1
Product: aldehyde dehydrogenase 6 family, member A1
Exons: 12
Coding region: 120-1694 (524 amino acids)
Biological process (GO): L-valine catabolic process; thymine catabolic process
Cellular component (GO): mitochondrion
Molecular function (GO): methylmalonate-semialdehyde dehydrogenase (acylating, NAD+) activity; malonate-semialdehyde dehydrogenase (acetylating, [NAD(P)+]) activity
Source: RefSeq, a predicted model, not a curated record